Dicrocoelium dendriticum is the source of this 5073-nucleotide messenger RNA. Lineage: Eukaryota; Metazoa; Platyhelminthes; Trematoda; Plagiorchiida; Dicrocoeliidae. The record is from the annotation of a GenBank genome assembly.
GCUUUCAAUCGUUCUGUCUAGCCAAUGCACAGCGCAGUCAGCUGACUGGGUCACGAGGACAAGUUUAUCGAACCCAUUGCGCCCCAAGGUCAGCAUGCAUUUGAACUGGUAGUCGUAAACGUCAGCUGUAUGGUAUGGCCUACGAGUGGCCUAUUCUAGCUUACCAGAUACCAAUUUAUCAACUGCGCUGUAGGAUACAAAUCAUUUGACCGUGCUUACAAAUGAGUACCUUGUUCUGCCCGCCCCAUCAUCAUAAUCGAACGGCUCCAGUCGUUCAAUUUGUGGGGACAAAGUCUUGAGAUGAAAACCCCAUGUAACUGCCGCGAUCUUAUAAAGAAAUCCACAAGGAAUUCUUGGAUUCACAGAAUACACCAGAACGCGACCAGAAAUGCAUGUGGCAUCACUGAACGGAAACCAUGGACCCAGCUCCGUUCCGUUGACCGGCAGCUUGGUGCUCGACAUGCUUCCCGGGAUACACACUUAUCUGAAUCGAAGUUGAGAACAAAUUACCAUUUCAGUUGCAACUCAGAAUACCGUCAAAUUUCUUCAAACAACAACUUGCCAGCCAACGAAGUCGCUCUGCACAACUUUACAAAGUGCACCUUUGAUGCAAGCAUACGAUGCAUUAAACUGGCCCCAGCACAUUUACCUGCAUGGUUCCAGAUUCUCCUGGGCGUCCGUCGUGCUAGUGAGGACCACUUGCAUCUCGACACAGUGGGUUACUCCUUGCAGUGGCUCAGGUUAUCGGAUUCCAAACCGGAGGACGAGAGAGGAAAGCUGUUCGAGCAAUGCGUAGUACAGACCGCCUUACUGAUUCCUUGCUGGCAGCAGCUGACAGCAGAGGAGCUCAGUUCCUUCGAACUGCCUCAGCAAUUUCAAUGGUUGCAGCAGUGCUUGGAAGAGUUCAAAGUGGAUGACUCAUAUAUGCACAUCUCUCUUUUGGCAUGCCAGUCACUACAACGUGUCGCACUGCAACUAAGGCAAACUGCUUGCGAGUUGAUAAGCCAAUUACACAAAUUUUCCUAUACUGAAAUAACGGACGUGACGUCUCGUUGGCUACAAUUAAUUCUGAGCCAGGCUAAAAAUAUGCUGGGUAGUCUGGUCAAGACCACUCACACAAGCCAUCAAUGCAGCCUGGAUGUCUGCGCAAACGCAAAGACCUUUCGCGCUAACAAUAUACACACAUCUACUCCACCGCAUCGCAACUGUAGUGGUCAAUCGGGAAUACCUACAUUCGACUGGACGGUUACUGAGAAUCCAGGAGUCACGCGAUCCCCGGCACAUACUGUAUCGGUGCAACUUUCGCGGACACCUUCUAUUGGAAACCAGAAUCUCGACCAAGCAAAGGGUAGUUUGCCAGGAGUAAGGUCUGAUAACUGUGGUAAAGAAGUUACACAUCCAGUUGCUUCCACUAAGGGUCCAUUGGGCGCAGUUAUGCGAGUUAGUAAUCGUCUGAACUCUGGCACCUGUACCCACUCGCGGCUCAGGUUUUUCAGAUGCAGCGUCUGUUUGGGAGCCAGAGAGUCACCGAAGAUCACCCGUUCAAUGAGUGCACAUGUUGGAACUUUCGAUGCAGCUUUACGGCGUAAAGUGGAAACUCCUACAUUAAAUACGUCACCAUGCCGAAGAAUGAACCUUUCACAUCACAGUCUUCAGAGUGUAUCCGUGCCGGAGGGACUGAACCGCUUUUCCUAUUAUCGACUCGCUUUCGUGCCACCGAAGCAUCAUUCAGAAUCAGAGACCUCGGUAUAUUCAGCUGAAAAGAAGGUGAUAGAAGUCAAAAGAAAUGCUCAGUACAUGUACCAGCACGGCUGUCGGAGCGAGUUGCACAAUACAGAUCCUCCGCAACCGAGUCAGUGUCGUUUAGAGUUGUGCGAAAGGCUGAUCUCAGAGAUUAACCAAGAUUUAGCGAAGGGCGAUCUAACCCGGAGACAAAUAGUUUCCACAAAUGACAGCCGACAUGCGCAGGAGCUGACCAAUCAUCUACUUGAUCAAACGAUUGCAGUAGCUUUCACUUAUAGAAUGAACCAGCUCUCCGCCGUUUACACAAGCAACCUUAGCGCUGUGGUCACUUGCUCCACCCUUAGGGUAAACGAAUUGGUAGAUAAAUUUAUUUUGGACUCUUUCCAGACAUGUAAGCAAGACCUGCAUUGCACAACUAUCGGACGGGUUCCUGGAGUGCAAAGAGUCAUUGAGCUAGCAUUGCAGCUAGUGAACCACCUAUGUGACUUACUUGGUUUCACUGCAGACACAACCCACAAAACACAAAUGGCGCAACUGUGGGCUGACCGUCUCAUGCAUUUAGCUUAUCCAGCCUCGUGUCUUGCAAUGGAUCGGAUACUGGACUUGGAUACUAAAUUUCAGAGUCUAGACUUCAAAUUUGAAGAUCGGUUACAUAGUAACAAGGCUCCGGUGUCCCAUCAGCUAGCACUACAUACGGUGGCUCCACUUUUACAGUCGUGUAGUGCAAUCGACCCACACUCAGACUUUAAGACACUCGGGAGCAGCCAAUCCGGUGACGAUGCUGCUAUUACCCAUCGAACCAUGGCUGUAAUGUCACACGUGAUGCCGGAUGUAGAACAUUUCGAGAGACAGGCUUUAGUCUGCUCACCUAGUAGUUUAGUCAUGGUUGAUGAUGAACAUCUGGCUUUACCGGAUGCUGCGAGACCAAACGGAGCUAUGUGGAUGGGUUCGAAACACUUUCCGCCAGGAAAAGCAGAACAAACAUGCUCAGCUGCCAACCCUACGGAUUGUGUAUACUUGAAUCCACGCUCAGGUGUGAUAGGAGAACCGAAUACCAAGCCUCCUCACAGCUUCUCGGUACUGAGCUGUGGAUCAGAGAAUGGGACAGAUUAUGCAGAUUUCUCGGACAGUUCUAGCGCCACUUACGAGGAACCGGGAAGCGAGUCACAUGAAUUCCACGGCUCACUAAGGGCUUACCAAAUGCAGACACUCAUUUGUGUGCCACCUGAUGCUUCCCAUGAGGACUGUCGUUUAAAGUUAGUUCUGUCGAAGAAAGGGUCAAACCCAGGGCCAAACUACCACUCAGAGAAAAAGAAAGACAAGGAGUUUGUAUUGUGUUCGCGAUGUUCACAAAGUCUGCUUGCGUUCUUGGACUUUCAGCAGCUUGAUUGGCACAGCUUCACAUCGGUCGCUAAUGUGGCUGUACAGUGUGACCGUGUAUUCUCUCGGACAGAGAUUCGUCGUGCACCAGGAGCCUCCGCCGAAAUCGACCAAGUGACUACACAGCUGAAAUUAACCGAUGCAUUGGCUUGGACAACUGAUGAUGCAACUAGGACGGAUCCACCUACGCUGAGCCGUUGCGUCAGUGCGGUUUUCGUGGUCCCGGAGGAAGAACCCUCUGUGAACGUCAGCUCCCUUCGAAGGACGAGCACUGAAAGGCCAAACAAAUUAUUGGGUAGCCAAGCGAAUCUUGCUGAAACUAGGAUAGAUCCUGGUGGUGAUAAAGAAGCUAGCAAUAAUCAACCAACCAAUGUUGUCUGCCAGGCAUUUAGUGUGGAAAGCAGCAGACUUGCUGACCGCUUGUCCAACGAUAUUCUGAGAAGAGAAUUUCAUGGAUGCACAGAGGAAGGAAAGCUGUUGACGGCAACAAAUAAAGCACUUCGACCCCAGUGGUUAAAUAAGAGGGCACAGACAAAGACAGGCGAAAGCGUAAUCAAGUUGAAGCUAAAUGCGCAGGCAACUUCCCACAGCUGUGGCGCUUACGCAAGAGGUGAAAAAGUGCGUAGCAUUAGAUGCAGACAAGCAGUCACGGUGAGCUCACGAGAAAAAGGAACACCGAAGUCUCACAUGCCAAGGAAGAGACAGUCGGGUGCGACGAAGACUGAUCCCGCAGUAUCAGAGACGACAAAGUGCAUCACGACUCGGAUGACGCAUACUUCACCAGUUGAGCCAACGAAAAGGAGACAAGAACUACAGACCCUGUUUGCAAUGGAUCCGUUCUACUCCUGCUUAGAAGAACUCAAAGCUUGUCUACAGAAAGCAGAAUCAAGGUUACAUGCUGUUGAGCACGUAUCCGAUCAAGGAGCCAAUAAUGAAUCUAGACAUAUACCAAGACAAACGCGUGCAUGGGUCACAAAGAAUGCGGAAACUUCAGCCAUUUUUACAUAUAGCAGUGGAUCAAGACGGCGAGUCAAUCGCUGGCCAUCGUUGUCCUUAUUGCACCAAGAUUCAUACGCCGGACAUUCCUACAGGAACAAUGAAAUGCGAUCCAGUACACAACACAAAGUGACCGAAUCGCACGCAGUGAAACCUAAUCCACGAAAUAUGCACCAUAAGCUCAACUCUGGAAGUCGACUGUGUCGUACAGAUAGGCAAAGAAGCCAUGCUCGAUGGACUGUGGACGAAAUUCCCUCCAAGGGUCCAGCACAUUUUCCCGCUCCAAGCAUGCAGCUACCCAUCCGACAGAGCUGGCAAGUGUCCCCAUCGAGAGAGAACGCUGGUCUAUCACGAUGUCUGUUGUAUGCUAGUGUUUCCUCGCAACGAGGCUACCCAGCCCAGUAUGAAAGUGGAACUGGGUCCGUAUUUGUUGGGAACAACGAAAAGGGCACUCUUCUUAACCAUUUUCCUGGUCACACGCACCGUAUGCACACCGGUAAAACUCCUGGAUUCCUUUGAGUAUGUGGUGUCAAGCUUGGCUGUACUGGCGCAUGGUCGCCUUGAGGCGUACGAACAGUCCGUCCACACUUACAAAUACAUUUGAUCAAAUGAUGCAUUUAGUGCUGGGUCUACAGUCGUAACCGCAAAUGCGGGCUGUCCACUUUUUCCUCCUCUCGCGAUGUCCAGCGAGGCCAAGUAGGCUGUAGAAUGUUGUUUUCCACACUGUGGUUUAGUGCAUUUAUUGUUUGUAAAGAACGUGUUCCAGUCUAGUGAAGCGAGUCGAGUUUCUCACUGAAAGAUAUGUGUUACUCAAUCAGGUCAAAGCGAGGCAUCGAGAGUGAGAUAAAAUAUUGCUGUACAUUAACCAACAUGGAUUGUGCAGCAAUUGAGAGCCAUCAGACACUGAACCACUUGUGAACACACUUAUAAUGUCAAGACCGUUUUCUACACACG